CAAUCCCGUAAUCGAACUCAUCUUAUCCUGAGUAACAAGCCCGAUCGGCGUGGAUACGGAAGGUAACCGAGGAAGAAGAAAGCGAAUAAAUGGCAACCAUAGCUGGUCUGAGCCUUUCGGGACCUGGGGUUUUGGUCAGGGCAUCGGAGUCGCAAAAGGCCCAUACAGUCAAGUUCCCGGCGAUCAUAGGCCAAAGAUUCGGGUCGGGCCGGAUGGUGGCAGUUCGGCCACUGCGUGCAGCGCCGGAUCGUAUAUCGGAGAAGGUGGAAGAGAGCAUAAAGAAGGCAGAGGAGACGUGCUCGGACAACCCGGCGAGCGGUGAGUGCGUGGCGGCGUGGGAUGAAGUGGAGGAGCUAAGCGCGGCGGCCAGCCAUGCCAGAGACCGUAAGAAGGAGGCGGAUCCACUGGAGAACUACUGCCAGGACAACCCAGAGACGGACGAGUGCCGCACAUAUGAUAACUGAGAGGGUUGAUAUCAAAACUUGUCAAAAAUGUGUUUUUUACUCUUUAGCGUUCUAUGUUACAUGAUAUGAAUGGUCUGGCAUGUUUAAAUAAUUAAUUUUGAACCAAGCGUGAUCCACGAAGCAAACCACCUACUUGUCACCAUUGAUACAGAGGAAAAAGCCUUGUUUAUUUACAAAAAGUAACGUACGAAGUUUAUUUAA
This is a messenger RNA of Prosopis cineraria, 665 nucleotides long. RefSeq names its product calvin cycle protein CP12-1, chloroplastic-like. Gene Ontology annotation, biological process: negative regulation of reductive pentose-phosphate cycle. Gene Ontology annotation, cellular component: chloroplast. The record is from RefSeq and is a predicted model, not a curated record. The coding region runs from base 90 to 464 and encodes 124 amino acids. Lineage: Eukaryota; Viridiplantae; Streptophyta; Magnoliopsida; Fabales; Fabaceae. The transcript has a single exon.